AGGUCUACAUAGUCCUAAGAGCAUUUCACAACAAUAGUUUAACCAAAAUUUGGAGGGUACACAGAGUGAAUUACAGGGAACUGGAAAAAAGAAAAUACAAUAAAGCGGACCGGUACUCUCUCUAGACGAAAUCAACACUAGUCAGUCCCCCCCUCCCCCUCCCCCCGCCCUUUAAGCUCAGCUUCUUUUCGUGUUACGCUCUUGGAUGGGUAUUUAAACAGCAGUACUUUUUCCGUGCUGCUUUUUAUUAAGCGGGUAGCUUUUUCUUUUCGCCUGGAUGCUUACCCCAGUUCGGUCAUCUACGUUGGAAUUCACUGAAUCCCAAACCGUGUCAAAGGGUUGCCAAGCAACAAAAAUGUAUGCUGUCGCGACAACUUUUAGAGUAUUCGCGAAUGAUCUUACAAUUGUUUGUAGAAUAGAAUCUAAAGAAUGAGAAAAUCUUCGAGCGCUUUCAAGGAUUUGUUCUGCAGAAAGAUAGGACACUGCUGGUUGGUUUUGCACAGAGUAAGAAUUUGGUGUCAAAAUUUCACAAAGUGUUUACACUGCUCAACUUUGCUGUCUUCCCAAACUCUCUGCCGUAUUUGUUCGUAUCACGCUAUGUAAACACGAGAUGAAUAUUAAAAAUGCAAAUUUUUCCAUCGUUGAAUAUUUCUCAUCGAACUUUUGUCUCGAAAGCACUGUUAUGCUGAACUGCUUUCAGUUAAGUAGGUAGCUUGGACAAGUUUCUAUGUCUCUUGUCAAAAGAAUUCGUGCCCGAUGACAUCUCAAAUUCUGUCGCUUUUAUUUUGUUCUACAUCCGGACAUCCAGAACCCAAAUCUCUUCCCAAAUCGAUCUUUCUCCUAUUCUCAAUUGGCACCGGUAAAAUUAUCAGCCACUAACGAAAUUAUGGGAAUGAUAUAUACAUUUACAAAUGUCAUUUUAUUGACACGCAUGAAAUGUGUGGCAUAAGUCAAACAUGCGUGUCACACUGUUUUGGGGUCCGUUUUAUAGUGGAAGCAGAACACGCUGGGAAGAAAACUUAAUCUUUCAAUUUCUUGCUAUUUUUGUCGAUAUUUGAAAGAGAGUUCAUUACAUUUUAAAUCACACAAUUUAUUUUGGAAAGAAGCUGAGAAAAGGUCAUUGAUCGAAAAUUUCUAAGGCAACGAACUGCGCCCAAAUGAACGAACAUUAAAAAAAUAAGAACUAUAAAUAACUGUAAGAUGAUCUUUGCAAUUUUUUCGCGUUAAUAGGACACUCAAACGUAAACUGAUUAACUGAACCUCAGAUGACAAAACCGAAGUGGAUUUUUCUUUUAAUUUUAGUAAUUGAAGUCCCUAACAUGGGAAAAAACCUAGCACUUCAUAGUCACUGUUUAUACUUGUUUACUUUAAGGUCAAGCUGAAAUUAGUUUUCUAAGUUAAGUAGCGUUAUUGCAUAUAUUUGUUGUAUUGUUUAGAGAAAAAAAUGUCUUUUUGCCCUCGCGUCAUUUGGCACUAAUAACUUCUGUCGCGUCGGCGGUCCGUAGAGCCCCUGCAGAUGUUUUCUGGUAAAACAAACUGGAGAAACGAUGACUAUUAACUCGAAAUAGUAAUAUUAACACGACUAACUGUUCAUAUAAACUCGCCAGAAUACACAGUUUUAUGCUUAUGAAGUUACAACACUCAAAAAAUUAUGUUUAAUUUUCCGAGAAACGUCGGUAAAUUCCAUUCAACCAACACGCAUAGAAUAUUUAUUCAAGAAUUUUAAGUAUAUGUGUACACUGGUGGAAUAAUGAACACUUCUGCCAGUCAAAUUGUUCGAAGUUGUUUGCACUACGAAUGCUGUUCGUGCCUUUUAACACACAAGAUCAUCAAACUUGAUUGAUUGGCGUGGAAUUAAAUACCUUGUAAAUCCAUAACUCAAGCGCUUGGAUUACAACCCUUUGUCGACAGACGCACGCCACAGUAAGGACGAGAGAAUUAGCAGUUUAGUUAUAAGCUUUCUGGUCUUUGUAUUGGUGCGAGCGAUCGAUGUCUCGUUCGCCAACCUAUGUGGGUCGGCUGGACCCCCAGUUUCGCCGUUUUGUGAACGUUUUGAGCGUCUAUCCAACGUCACCGACAUCCAGUUUACAGAGUUUGAUCGACGACAAAGAUGAAGCGGCAACAUCGUUGGCUUCCAGCUCAUGUUCAGGGGAGAAAUUUCCAGAAUUCCUUACUGUCGACGCUUAUACAGACGAAACUUGGCCGGAAGCACAGGGUCAGAGAGAAGUUUCUGAACUUUUCCUGGAGUACGUCAAUGUUCUCAGCAGUGGAAGUGAAUCGUCACUUAUGACUGAUGAUAAAGAGAUUGCGACAUCAACUGCAACUUCAAGAAGGCGGAAAAAUCCACAAAACGGAAGUUACUCGGGGCAACAUUCCAGUCAAGAAAUAAUUCCGGACGAUUCUAUUGUAGAAGAUUCGGUAUUUGAGAGUGAUGCAUGCAGUGAAAGUUUCUACGACGAAAAUUACUGUUUACAAAAGCGACCUGGUGUGUCGAACAAAACACAUCAUUUCAAUCGCCCGGUAUCGGGGUCUUUUUCGAGUGAGGCUGAUUCGGAAAGAAAUCACACAGACCGCAAUGAAGCAGUCGUGUCUUUGAAGGAUUCUGGUGGCUUUGGACGCUUACCCGGCGCUGGAGCGUAUUCUCGUAGAAAGGAAAAUAUUAGUUCAGUCCCCCGGCUUCGUGGUCAAGAGGUCAUCUCUAAGGGCCCACAGGACACGUCACGCCACAUGGAUGUCAGCCUCGAUGAUUCCUACUCUGUAGAUUCGGAAUUAUGCUACAGUUCAGAUAUUAUAGAGGAUGACUGUUCUUCCACAAGCAGCGCUGACAGCAGCUUUGUGUGUUUUGCGCUUGUUGGUGAACAAGAGGACGCGAAAACGAAAAGAAAAAUCGCGUCAAACGUCGGCCGGAGAGAUCGCCACAAAAUGCACAGAAGCAGGGACUCUUCUAGGAGAGGAGAACCCGAUGGAAAAGAGCGCGAUCACGGAGUUAUGGCUUGUGUGGUAACUGGAAUUUCUGGAGGGCCCGCUGUGAGAGUGUAUCGCGAUGACGAUCUCAAGAAAUCUGCUGCAAGGCCCAAGCUAAAGAGAAGCGAAAUAGAGUAUCUACGCGAAGCUAACGCUUCAAGUGACGGAAAAGAGUUCGAGGCUGAUACGGCCGACAAAGAUGUCUCUAAGGGAUCGCAAUUCCCACUUGUGAGAAGUAAAGGAAGAAGUCGUGGGUUUGUGUUUGGAGUAUUCGGAACACCAGAAAACCCUGCUUUAGAGGAAGAAAAAAGUACCAGCGUUGAUGUAAACGCGUUGAAUCCAGAGAGCGGGGCUUCUAGUGGUGACGUGGAAAAUAUCGGCGCUUACAGGAAUCGUUUGCCAAUGCUUCCUGGAAGUGACUUCAAAAGCAAACCCUCAGUCGACGUCGACGAUAAGCGUAUUUACGAACGCAGCAAUGACUUAUUAGCCAUUGAAUGUGAUAUUCCCACGGAUAAUAUGGUGGUGAAAUCGAAGGCAACUGAAAAAGCUCUAAUCGGGUCGUCUAGAGAAGAGAGAAUAGAUGACAUUUCCAUUGGUAAACCGUCCCCAUCACCAGAAGAAAUCUUUCGGUCAAGCCCAAGUCAUUGUAACGAUGAACCGAAGUCGCUGCCUUCUCGUGGAAGGCUUAAUCAUAUGGUGGAUGUGAAUGAAGAUGAUAAACGCUUACCUUCAUCUAAAAGUGUAACAGAAGGUGAAGAUAAAGAACAAGCUGUUCCUUUACAGAAGCACUCUUCAGGGUUUAUAGAGGGUGAAGAUAAAGAACAAGCUGUUCCUUUACAGAAGCACUCUUCAGGCUUUAUAGAACGCAAGAGAGACGUACGAGUAAAAGCAAUCAGCAAGUCUGUCCAAAACAGAAGGCCCCGGAGAAAACGAAAAGAAGAUGAGCAACAUCGGAAGGAACACGAUAAAGUCAAACCACGAGAUGAGAAAAAGUUACCUGACGAAACAGAUCCAGUUGACUCACAAAAUGAGCACGAUUUAAAGAACGUUACAGACUGUUCUGCACCAGAUAGAGAGGUAAAGAUGACUAAACUCUCACCGCCUUGGGAUUCUGCAAACCGCUUAGGUAUUGAUUCUCACAGGGGAAAGCAAGAUUCUAAAGCUACUGGAUAUCUCGAACCGGGGACGGGAAAUUUACGAGAUGAAACUUUGCUGAUGACUGAUGAAGUACAGCGAAACAUUUCCGAUGGGUAUACUGCCGCGGAAUUUAAGACCGACUUACUGACUCCCGUUAAACAAACUAUCCGUGAAUCAAUCGAAGCCGGCUUCGUGGACAAUGGUACCAGUGGCGAAGAAUUAAAAACGAGACUGAAAGAAGACGAUCAAGUGUGUCCAGAAAGUUGGAGCUGUGGUGUAUUUGGGACUCAAUUGGAAGGACACAAACAACAACAACCACACAAAGAUCAGAGCCUCGCAAUGGAAAUUGCUGAAGGCCUUCAAUCUAUGUCAGGAGACUUUGUCAUGAAAGAAGAUUUGCCAGUUUAUGACUCAGCCAUUGGUCACAGCCAAAUAAUUUCAAAGAAGGAUUAUUCUGUUUCCAUCUUAGAAAACCAAAGGGAAAACAAUUUGGCGAUGAAGAAUAAUUCCGGCAGCAGUCAAAACCGUAACACUGACUAUGGUUAUUUUUUUCAUGAUGUUGAAAGUGAGCCUAAGGACAACGAGAGCUGCGAUCCUAUCGUCCAUGAUAUGAAUGACUUCUCUGAUGACCACGAUCGCGCAUUUUCUGUACAUGAUGCUCACUUCGUUUUGAAUUCUCUUUCCGAGAGCAGGAAAAAUGACGAUGUAUCUCUUAUGGCUGGGAUUCAGGGCAUAAGUACGGACGAUAGUGUAGAGACAGUCAACACUUGUAAGCCAGGUAGUACAACUGACCAAGAAAGGGAAGUGCGCGAUACCAACCCAGAAUCUCAGGUGUCUCUCCGGAAUCCUUGCCAGCCAAUGGAGCAAAGUAUUGCUGAUCACCAUGGUGAAAACGAAGAAGAAAGUCUAAGCCAACUAAGCGAAGAUGAAGCAGUUUCUCAAAUUUACGGCUCGGCGCAUAAAAAACGUACCCCUGAAGCAAAAAGGAAAAAUCCUGAGGACCAAAAGCAGCAAGCAAAGUAUUCCAAGAAGAUGAGAAAUCUUUUGGAAGCAUCACAAAAGGACGGCAACUUUCGUUCGCAUUCGAAUGACAAAUUCUCUGGUUACAGCGGUACAGAGAAAUUAUUUUCAACGAAAGAGGCUUUCAAAAUACGUGAAGAAAGUUCUGGAAAAGCUGUUGAACUUCCUGUUCGUUCACUGGGAGAAGGACAGCCGUCGAUCAAAGAAACCCACGCGUUCACAAGCAAAGAAGAGAGUAAUACGAAGCCAUCAGAAGUAGACGCCAGUAGAGGAAGAGCAAUUGAAAGUGGCCAUUCCAGUACCAUGGAUUCUAUGGAAACGACAAAAACUGUAGAAAUGUUUACACCCGACGUGACGCCAAUAGUAAUAACAGCUCAAGCCUAUGUCCUCAUUAACAACGGCACGAAAAAUAUUUCGUAUGUUCCAGAGUUUGACGGGAGUCAUGAUGUCGCGCCAACUGCAGCACAGGAAGCUACGAAAUAUGAAUCCCAAGGUUUAGCUACGCCUGAGAUCAGUGGACAUGAUGAUUUCAGUUUUAGCGGCCUUUCUUCCGAACGAUUCGCGGACGAAAGCCUAGAGGUCAGAGCUAACGUUUAUCAGAGUUCUCUGUCAACGCCUCCAUGUUCGAAAAGUAGCAGCCAUCCUGAUAUCGAUGAAGUGGUAGGUGAAAAGACAGCAUCAAAGGUGGAAGGUGAAGUCCAGCGAACAAAUCUAAUCGACAAGAACAAAAUUGCCAGUGGGGAUGACCCAAAAUGGAUCCACUUACCAUCAAAAGAGGAAGAUCAAUGUCUUUCUAUCCCGUCAGUUGAAAAGGUGGAAAAGGAAAACUUAGAGCUAAUAAAAAGGGAUCGCAACAAGGGAACUAAAAUGGAUCCCCCUAUGUCUGGUGGCUCAGCUGCUGGGUUGUAUGACACUCUAGAUGUUUCUGUAGAGGAGAUCAACGUUUUAGUUAACAAACCUGAAUCGCUGGAUGGCCAUUCGGAAAGCCUUGACAACGAAGAAAUAAUUCAAAUUCCCACUAAACAACCGAGUGCAAUUACGAUUUUGCCAGACGCUCAAAGACCACAGAAAGUCUCUGAAAUCCUCCUUAUUCGGUCUAGAAAUGACUCUUGCAAAGAUACAGCAGGGAAAUGUGAUAAGUCUCUGCAUCCAUUGGCAGAGACGAUAGAAACACUGCCUUCCGUUUCAGCCCAUCGGCAGGACAAAGAUAACAAUGGUUUAACACCUUCCCCUGGAGGACCCGAAACUAGCAAUGAAGAGCUAUGUGUGAACGAGGAUGUUUGUUUUGUAGACUUGGAUGCCAGUGAACACUCUCAAGAUGGAACACGGGGUACAGUGGAACUGAUGUCUGACGAAGCUGAUCUGUGUUCUACGAAACCUGACUCUGUUAGCAAUGAGCUAACCGACGAAGAGAAUGCCUUUCCCGUAGAAAGUGACCUUGAUUUACGUGAGGGUGUAUCCCGUAAAAUGAAUGUAACGGAUAACGUCCUUAUCUCGGAUGAAGGAGAGAAGAGACACCAUGAGGUGGAAGAAGCGGUUUGCAGCUACCAAGAACCAGAGGAAUGUCUUUCUCAAAACGAGUGGAACUCUCUUAAUCUAAUCAAUGGAGUGAGAAAUACAGACGCAGAAAACAGCACGAAAAUUGAAAGAGAUGCUAAAACUGAUGUAUGGCAUUUGAUCAGCCUACCAGAUGGGACUACUCAAGCAGAAGUUGGCGAGAUGAGUAAACCAGGGGGUGGAAUGCGAGAGCUCUAUGUGCAUGUCAGUGAGACACACGUGGGCGAAACAUUUACAGGAGCAUGUUUGGAGGAAACGGUGUUCGAGCUAAGUGAUCGAGACGGUUUUCCUCUUGGAUCGAAGACCGUUAACAAUGAUGUCCCUGAUUGGAUACCGUGCAAUCAGUUGACCCAUUGUGGCUGCCUCCACAGGUAUUUACACCAACGUUCCCAGGAAAAAGAAAGCGAUGGUAAUCAAGAAUCAGCUGUCUUCUCAGCUUCUUUGCAGAAACUUGACACACAACCUAGCUUAGAAGGUGCCGAGGACGCGGAAAUGUUGAGCACGUUCAAAGUAAACGGAUACCAUGCUAAUCCUUCAGUCCAGGAGGUCUUUGACCAGCAGUGUCAAGUAGAGCUACUGAAGGAAUGCAUGCAACCAGAGUACAACACAAAGGAAAGCCAGACGUCAUUUUCGUCCUCCGUUAUGAAUAAGGAAUGUCAAACAAAUGAGUCCACUGACAUGGAUAUUCAACCAGAAGCCUUGCAGCAACAAAGCAUUGAGUGUCGAACGGAACUACCACCCAAUUUCUACACUAGUUGUGGUGUACAGGUAGAGUGGGAAAAUAUUCAGAGAAACAGUCAAAGUCUAUGCGCUGACCAAGACUGCCAAACCGAUUAUGAACUUAUUUUGACGUCUUCCGAGCAAUGUCAGACACUUUCGUGCACUGAAGACUCUUCGCGUUUUUCAGUUGAUCACAGAAACGCCAAUUUGCAUGGCGCUGAAGAGUCUUAUAAAGUUUCCUUUGAGAACAAGGAAUGCCAGACGUCUGAAAACUACCUAUUUUCAAACCCUAGCAGUGAACUUUCAAGUAAGAAGGUUGGAUCAUCUGACUUUCUUCCUCUUGCGAACAAAGAAUGCCAAACAUCACGUGACAUCCUGCUAGCAACGUCUUCAACCCAGUGUAACAUAUUACCUUCUCGUGGUGUAGAAGAAGCGUUAAUUUCCGAAAAAGCCAAACCACUCCGGCUCCCUUCCUGCGAGAGCAAAGAGUGUCAAACAUUACUCGACGAAGACAUGAUUCUUGCGACGUCAAAGCACUGCCAGACCUCCUCAUGGCCUCGUGCUCCUGAAGAGACUCCGGUGGAUCGCACUAACGUAGGGGACGAGGGCGGAAUAUUGUACGAGAGCAAAGAAUGCCAAACAUUGUCCAACAGCAGCCUACCACUAUUAUUAUCAAAGGAAUGCCAGACACUGGCGGAAUUUGCAUCUGAUAUUCCAAACACUCUCAAAGGGUUUAAGGCUCAUCCGAUUGUUGCCUAUAACAGUAAGGAAUCCCAAGCGACGCCAGACCCCAUGAAUGACUUAGAUCAUCCUUCAUUUGAGCCCUUUGAGGGUAUAGAAGUAGAAUUCAGUGUUCAAAGCACCCAGACUGAAGAUACUUCUGAGAGAGUCACACCACCACCCUCUCAUAACAAAGAGAGUCAAACAACGCCCGAUCAGGAUCUUCUCCUCUCAUCUUCAAAGGUCUGUCAGACGACCGAGUUAAAACCCGUUACUAUUUAUGAGAACAGAGAAAGUCAGACACUACCUGAUGGGGAGAUGUUCCUCAUAACAUCAAAGGAAUGCCAAACGAUGCCACAUCAUCUGGAUGACCUAGGUUCUGAGCUUCCAAAUGAUCGAUCUGAAGAUAUGGACUUAUCCAACGAUGCCAAUGCCGAGGUGUAUUCCGAGAUAUGCACUUCGCCUCAAAUGACAUCCCGUCUUCGUCCUGCUACUUAUGGGAAGAGCCCUGAGACUAUUGAAAAAUCCUUUUUCGAGUUCCAGGCAGAAUUCUUUCAGACUAACAUUGAAUUAGACCCCAGGCCAGUAGUUUCUUCUUUGACAGUAGACGUCUCGGAGAAAGGUUGCCAAACCAUGUUGUGCAAUUGUAGCAGUUGUGCUGAUGAAAGCAAUUUUGCAAGCGUCUCGAGAGAUACUCAGAAAGGAGCGGCCAUGCGAGUAUCAGAAGGCAUGCAAAAGGAACAAGCGAGUCUCAUCAAGCAGUUGGAUAUGUUGAGGGAUAUGAAUCAAAAGCUUAGGGAUGACAAGGACGCUAUUGAGGCUGCGCAUGAAGCGAUGUUAAUGGCUAAAAAAGAGAGAGGACACAGUCUCAGUGAUGAGAUUGAAGAAGCUGAGAAGAAAACCAAAGUGUCGCGCCAGGGCUCGCAAAUGUCUAAGUAUGUGAAAAAGAGACGUGCCCCUCCCGCCGAGGAGACCUGGGGCAACCAAGGGUCAGUGGAGUCUUUUAGUGGAGAGGAAGUGGACGGACCUAACAACAGAAGCGACGGUACACGAUCAAGAAGGCGGAGCUCUAAACGGCGUGACAUGAAGAAACAAGGUUCCGUCAUGUAUUCGUAUUUGUCAAACAAUAGUCAAGGCUCUGUGACCCUGCAUGAUUCCAUUCAAGAAGAAGCUGAGUUUGACGGCGAUCCAACACUGGAAAUCAUCUCGGACGAGAAAUUAAAGGAACUCGAACAACCUGCGUGGGCCAAAAAAAUACUGUCUUGUGUACAACCUAAAGAAAUUGCAAAGGAAGAGGAGGAGGAAGAAGAGGAAGAAGACCAGAUCGGGACAAGCGACGAAGAACUUGAAGAAGAUGUGUUUAGGAAAAGAAAAGCUGAAUUAACAUCUGGCGCAGCACGGAGUAGAUUAAAAGCAGGAGAAAACGAGUCGGACAUGUCUUAUUCUGAAGGGUUAAGUGGAGAGACUGGGAGUGAAACAGACGACCGACCAAACUCACCUCGCGCGGCGCCUGUUGGCAAGGACAACGAAAUGUGUCGCACAGUAUCACAAGACAUGAGUGAAGCGUGUGCGUCCACCAUUAGUGAACCCGCCACGCCAGAGAGAGUAUUUAAAGUAGUGUUUGUUGGCGAUUCCGGUGUUGGAAAGUCGAGUUUUAUCCAUCGGUUUUGCCAUGACGCUUGGAAACCUUCAUUCACCGCAACAAUAGGGGUCGACUUUCAGAUAAAAACGAUGUGUAUAGAUAGCAGAUGUAUUGCGUUGCAACUUUGGGACACCGCUGGCCAGGAAAGAUUCCGCAGCAUCACUAAGCAGUACUUCAGAAAAGCAGAUGGAGUCAUAGUCUUUUAUGACGUCACCAUGGAAACGUCAUUUUUGAACAUCAAAAACUGGAUGAUAAGCGUCGAGGAGGGAACAGAUGACGGGACAGCAGUAAUGAUUGUUGGUAACAAGACUGAUCUUGUUGAAGACGACAGUGAACGAGCAGUCAAGAGUCAGGAUGGAAAGAAGCUAGCCGAGGAAUACAAAGCCUUGUACACCGAAACAAGUGCUAAAACAGGCUACAAUAUUCAAGAAUCCAUGGCAGAAUUCUCCAAAAUGCUACAAGUUCGAGAAGACGAAUUAAUGCAGAGUGUAUUGAAUCUUGUGCAUGAGCCACAACCUAAAAAGAAAUGCUGCAAAUAGUCGUUGGAUGGCGUCGCCAGGCGGAAGGAACCGCUUGGACGAAACAAGAACUUCCGGCCACGAAGCCACAAUGAUGAUUCCUUAAUUUCCGUUCGCGUAGAAGCAACAUCCAAGAGUUUUCUUGCCAAAAUUUAGCGAAAUUUUCCACACGCAGCUCGCUGGUUUGGUGCUACAUAGACAGAGGAACACACCGAGAGAAGAAUUUGCCUUCCUGGGAGAAAAAGAAAACAGAAAUACCUACCUUAUUAAAUGAAAUUUUCGCGACACGUUUAUUUCGCGAUUUUGCAUGAGGUGCGCAUAUUUCGCGACACUUAAAUUCCGCGAUUUUGCGAAAAUGUACUUUAAAUCACUUAAACUUCGCGUUUUUAAGUAGCACACAAUUUAUUUCCUUGGCAAUGUUACUUUAACAUGUCCUUGGAUUUUGUAAACUGGCUUUAUCAAUAUAAAGGUAUACAGUAACGUCAAAACUAACAAACAUGCAACGGCGGAACUAUUUGUCAACAGUAACAUAAUGUGAGUCACUUAAUUUUCGCUUCAUGUUCUGUUCGCGACACUUGUUAUUCGCGUCACUUUAAUUUCGCGAUUUUUUUAGUCGCGAAGUUAACGUGUCGCGAAAAUUUUAUGUGAUAAGGUACACUGUAGGAAACCAUUUUGUUACAAAUUGUACAUUCAAAAGUUUUUCAGCACGCGUGCCUUAGUUGUGUAUAUUUUACUUGAAUCAACAAAUAUCGUUGAAUUAAGAGAAAAAAAUAGACGUUUUAUUUAAGGACAUUAUGCUAUUUAUAUUAAUAACUUAAAAGGGCAAACAAAGCCUAGGGGAUUUAAAGUGUGAUUUGUAAAUACUUAAGAGAGAGACAUCAAGGUUCUUGUUUUGUGUUUGUGGGUGUUCAGUAAAUGCUGUUGUUCACAAAUCAUUGAAGCGAUUAAUUCAAAA
Orbicella faveolata is the source of this 11233-nucleotide messenger RNA. RefSeq lists its product as uncharacterized. Gene Ontology annotation, molecular function: GTPase activity; GTP binding. The record is from RefSeq and is a predicted model, not a curated record. NCBI's taxonomy places the organism in Eukaryota, Metazoa, Cnidaria, Anthozoa, Scleractinia, Merulinidae.